GUUCUAUUCUUUUACUCCGGCUUACACUAUGUUUCCAUCACUGUCUCUCUCUCUUUCCCUCUCCCCCUACGCCCUAGCCCUCUCCUCUGUGUGUUAAUUGUUGGUGAUUUCUUAGAAAAUAGAAUCGGUUCCAGUAACCGAUCAUGAUAAGGGUGAAGUAGAGUGCAUAAUUCUAUUUUUGGUAAUUGAAUGAUUAGGGUAGUGUUCAGUUGCAGUUUUUAUGACAUAUAAUUGAUCACAAGAUAUUUCCUCAAUGGGGGGAGCUUGUUCUAGGAAGAGAGAUCAAUUGGACAAUGAAGAUAAUUUUCAUAGUCGGAGUGCUAGAAGAUAUAGCAAAAGUGCAAGCUCAAAGUGGUCGGCAACUUCAUUUUCUAGACCUGCUUGUGAGCAGCGGGGGAAUCAAAGAUGUCCAUCCCUCAUGGAAUUGUGCAUCCAAAACAUUUGUGAGGACAUAGAUAAUUACAGUACAUUUUCAAUGCUUCCAAGGGACAUCAGUCAGCAGAUUUUCAAUGAAUUAGUGUAUUCUCAACGUUUGACUGAUAUUUCUCUUAAAUCCUUUCGAGAUUGUGCUCUCCAGGAUCUUCACUUGGGAGAAUGCCCUGGCGUUAAUGAUGAUUGGAUGGAAGUUAUCUCUUCACAAGGGAUAUCUUUGCUUUCUGUGGAUCUUUCUGGUUCAGAUGUCACUGAUGCUGGAUUGAUUCAUCUAAAUGACUGCACAAACCUUCAAGCCUUAAAUCUUAAUUAUUGUGACCAGAUUUCAGACCUUGGACUUAAUCACAUCAGUGGCUUCUCAAACUUGACAAGUUUGAGUUUUAGAAGAAACAAUUCAAUUACAGCACAAGGCAUGAGUGCCUUUGCUAGCUUAGUUAACUUGGUGAAAUUGGACUUGGAGAGGUGUCCUGGCAUUGGCGGUGGACUUGUUCAUCUCAAAGGGUUGACAAAGUUGGAGUCUCUUAGUAUCAAAUGGUGUAACUGCAUAAAGGAUGCAGAUAUGAAGCAUCUUUCAGGGUUGACAAACUUGAAAGGAUUACAAAUUUCAUGCAGCAAGGUUACAGAUGUGGGUAUUUCUUAUUUGAAAGGUCUGCAUAAGCUUAAUCUAUUAAACUUGGAAGGGUGUCCAGUCACGGCUGCAUGCUUGGAGACUAUCUCUGCUCUUACUUCUUUGUUGUAUUUGAAUCUUAACCGAUGCCAUAUUUCUGAUGAUGGAUGCGAGGGGUUUUCGAAGCUCGGAAAACUAAAGGUGCUAAACUUGGGCUUCAAUGAAAUCACGGAUGCAUGCUUGGUGCACCUGAAAGGUUUGACAAAUUUGGAGAGCGUGAACUUGGAUUCUUGCAGAAUUGAUGAUGAGGGUCUGGCUAACAUAACAGGCCUUCAUCGUUUGAAAUGCUUAGUGUUGUCAGAUACUGAAGUUGGAAGCAGUGGGCUUCGCCACCUAUCUGGUUUGACCAAUUUGGAGAGUAUAAAUCUGUCAUUCACUAUGAUUACAGAUGGUGGUAUAAGAAAAUUGUCUGGAUUGUCUUCUCUUAAAUCGCUUAAUCUUGAUGCCCGCCAAAUUACUGAUAGUGGACUUGCAGCCCUAUCAAGUUUGACAGGAUUGACCCAUCUGGACCUUUUUGGAGCUCGUAUUACAGAUUCUGGAACAAACUAUUUGCGAAAUUUCAAAAAUCUGCAGUCUUUGGAAAUAUGUGGUGGUGGAUUAACUGAUGCUGGCAUAAGGAACAUCAAAGAUCUUUCAUCCCUGCUUCUGCUAAAUUUGUCACAGAACUGCAAUCUAACAGAUAAAUCAUUGGAAUUGAUUUCUGGGUUGACAGGAUUGGUCUCGUUGAACGUCUCAAAUUCCCGUGUGACCAGUGCAGGGUUGCAGCAUUUGAAGCUACUGAAAAAUUUAAGAUCAUUGACCUUGGAGUCAUGCAAGGUGACAGCUAAUGACAUUAAGAAGCUUCAGUCAACUUACCUCUCUCAACUGGUGAGCUACCGGCCUGAGUAGUAGUUGAGGUGGGGGCAGGGGGGAGGAGAAGGAUAUGGAACAUGCUGCAAAUAGGUUGUGUUUGAAGGAAUGAAGGUGCUGGUGUUUUAAAUGAAGAUAAAUGAAACGUAGGAUUGUACAUAUGGAUAGAUAAAAAGGAGCUUGCACCUUGUGUGAAGCUUUCUUUCAUAUUGUUUGGUAUGAAAGAAAUUGUAGAUAAGCUUCCUUGGCAGGCCUUUUGAGCGAUGGUAAAAUAAGGAUUUUAAAAAAGAUAGAGAUUUAUGUGUAUGUACUUGGAUGAAUGUUUGCUUUGCACUGCCUAAUAAAUAUAUAUGCGCAGGCUUUUGAAUUUGCUUGUGCUUAUUUCUGCCAUA
This is a messenger RNA of Hevea brasiliensis (rubber tree), 2340 nucleotides long. RefSeq lists its product as uncharacterized. Gene Ontology annotation, molecular function: protein binding. Gene Ontology annotation, biological process: SCF-dependent proteasomal ubiquitin-dependent protein catabolic process. Gene Ontology annotation, cellular component: SCF ubiquitin ligase complex. The record is from RefSeq and is a predicted model, not a curated record. Bases 254 to 1987 code for a protein of 577 amino acids. The transcript is spliced from 16 exons. Lineage: Eukaryota; Viridiplantae; Streptophyta; Magnoliopsida; Malpighiales; Euphorbiaceae.